Echinococcus granulosus is the source of this 504-nucleotide messenger RNA. RefSeq lists its product as hypothetical. The transcript is spliced from 3 exons. Gene Ontology annotation, biological process: multicellular organism development; Wnt signaling pathway. Gene Ontology annotation, cellular component: extracellular region. The record is from RefSeq and is a predicted model, not a curated record. Gene Ontology annotation, molecular function: signaling receptor binding. Bases 1 to 504 code for a protein of 167 amino acids. NCBI's taxonomy places the organism in Eukaryota, Metazoa, Platyhelminthes, Cestoda, Cyclophyllidea, Taeniidae.
AUGGUACAGGUGGAGGUGGGGGUGAGGGGCGGCGGCUGCCGCUGCGGUGGUGGUGGCCCUUCGAAAGGUGUGGGUGAGGGAAGCUUCCACCCGAUUGGUCGGGUGCCUGACAUUCAAUCGGCGCCCGGCUGGCCGUCUCAACAGUUAUCUGUGAGUUGGACUGAUCUCCUACUUCUCCUCGUCAUUCUUACAGUGGACUUUACCCGAAGCAUCACCUGGCUUGGCCUUCACCGAUAUCCACGGACUAAAGCCCUGGAGAAGGAGCGCUUCACACCAAACGAGUGUGUCUACGCCAAGUAUCGCUAUGGACUGGGGCGGAAACAGCUGAAAUUUUGCCAUCAUCCCGAGGGCAGCUUUGCCAUGCACGCGGUUCUCAAGUCGGCUCAAGCGGUGACCUACUACUGCCCGCACAUAUUCAAAGAUCGACGCUGGAAUUGCUCCUCGGUGGAAUACCUCCCCAAAGUAACACCCGAUAUAGCAAGAAGUAAGCUCUACCGAAAGUAA